Molecule: messenger RNA, 551 nt
Organism: Ruditapes philippinarum (Manila clam)
Lineage: Eukaryota; Metazoa; Mollusca; Bivalvia; Venerida; Veneridae
Exons: 3
Coding region: 62-430 (122 amino acids)
Source: RefSeq, a predicted model, not a curated record
UAAAGUUUCCUUUGUUUCCUGCGUAUUCCGGGAACGCUACGUUUAACGGAAAGUUUGCAAGAUGAAUACUGUACUGUGUCUAUUUGUUGUGCUAGUGUCAAUUACUGUUGGCAAUGGAGCAGUAUCGUUUAGCCCUUCGGAGUCGGAGACAGUCUAUGGAGAGAAAGUACAGUUCUGUAAAUACAAAGACAUCAGGAUGCUUCCAGUAUCUACAAUAAAAGAUUACGAUAGCUGCGAAAAGUGUGUCUGUACCGAGAGAGGUCUUUCCUGCGCCACUUUACGAACGGCAUUCCAUGUCAAUACUCCUGCGAAUUCUAAAUGUGUUAGUGUGAGAAUAGGAUGUGUAAACAGAUGGAGGAGGAAGUCAAACAAGAACAAAAAGUGUCCAAAAAGCUUGAUACCGCGGGAUUUCACCAUGGUUGGAAAAUAGACGACAGUUUAUUUUCUUUUAAAUGAAAACAUUCAAAGAUUAACUUAAAUGUCUACCUGUUGCAAAACAAUAGUCUUUGAUUUUUUUUUCUACUUUAAGUACGUUAAGUCAAUUUGUCUGU